UAAAUCGUGAUAUGUUCCCUACAUAGACAUCACUGAGACGCGUUCUAUCGUUUCAUAUGAUGGUCGAAAUGCUACCUAGAUGGAUGUUGCAAACCGCUCGGACUUUUACAUUGGUCUGGCGCUUGCUGUAAGCUCCACUAUCUUCAUCGGUGGCAGUUUUAUAUUGAAAAAGAAGGGGCUCCUACGUCUGGCAUCAAAGGGGUCCACUAGAGCAGGUCAAGGAGGAUAUGCAUACCUAAAAGAAUGGUUGUGGUGGGCAGGACUAAUAUCAAUGGGAAUCGGCGAGGCUGCAAAUUUUGCAGCAUAUGCAUUUGCACCUGCCACAUUAGUAACACCACUGGGAGCACUGAGUGUAUUGGUCAGUGCGGUGCUCUCAUCAUAUUUCCUGAGUGAACGACUGAAUAUCCAUGGCAAGAUUGGCUGUUUGCUGUGCAUCUUCGGCUCUACGGUUAUGGUGCUCCAUGCUCCACAAGAGGAAGAAGUUGCUUCUUUAUCUGCAAUGGCAGAGAAACUCAAAGAUCCAGGAUUUAUUGCGUUUGCUGUCUGCAUCGUCGUGAGCAGCCUGGUCCUGAUUAUCUUCGUCGCUCCUCGCUAUGGUCAGAAGAAUGUUCUGGUCUACAUCCUCAUCUGCUCUGUCAUUGGUUCAUUAUCAGUGUCCUGCGUGAAAGGCCUCGGCAUCGGCAUCAAAGAGCUGUUUGGUGGAACGGCAGUACUCAAAGAUCCACUCUUCUGGGCUUUGCUCAUAUGCCUCGUGGUCUGCAUCAGCAUCCAGAUCAGCUAUCUAAAUAAAGCCUUGGACAUCUUUAACACCUCGAUAGUCACACCUAUUUAUUACGUCUUCUUCACCACAUCUGUCAUGGCCUGUUCAGCCAUUUUGUUUAAAGAGUGGCUUCGGAUGUCCACUGAUGGGGCUGCUGGGACUGUCAGUGGCUUUCUUACCAUCAUCAUUGGUAUUUUUCUUCUGCACGCGUUUAAAGAUAUUAACUUUAGCUUAGAUUCUCUUCCUUUGUAUCUGCAUCAUGGACUUCGAGGCCAUGCGUAUGUCGCUUUGCCCACCGAUGAGAGAAUUGAUGAAAGCAGUCUGACUAAAGAAAGAAGUGCAACGUUUUUUCCUGACAGUUCAGAUAAGAGGAGCAAUGGCACCUUUAUUGCCUAGUUAAUAAUGCUUGAUGCUAGUGACUGCAGUGUGCAGCUUAUUUUGCAAACCAUUCACACUGUGAGGGUGCUUUAAUUAGGCUUUUAUUAUGUAUUUUUGGGGUACUUUUACAUGAUAAAAAUUUAACUAAAAUAUUUAAAGUUUUCAUAACCAUCCAUUAGAGUAACAUAUUAGUUAAGGGUUCCACCUCUAUUAUUAAUAAUUUAUUGAUAAAUCAGACAUCUUUCGCCAUAAAUAACAUUAAGAAAGCCUGGGAGGAGGACUCUCAGAUGAUAUGUGGAGUGGCGUUCUCAGUCAGGUUCACUCAUUAUCCAUUUGUGCUCGACAUUCUCUUCCUCAGUUUAAAAUAGUACAUAGAGCUCGUAUAUCUAAAGUUAAAUUAGCUCAAAUGUUUUCUAGUGUACUUUAAUGCAGUGGUUCCCAACCUUCUUUUGCCGUAGACCCACUUUUCCUCUGAAAAAAUAUGUAAGCCCCCCCUCAACAAUUAAUGAUAUUAUCGCUCAUAUAAGUUUGCAGUAAGGAUGACAAAAGAAUGUUGUUUUCAAACAAAUGUUAUGCUCAUUACUAUAUCUAGAUUUGUUUAUGCACAAAUAAUAGCCUAAUGUAAACAAAGGCUUUUUAACUGAAAAAUAUAAGCCUUUGGCCUUUAAAUUGGCCAUAUAUAUUAGUUGCAAAUUUUUUUAAAGUUUCUUGUCAGUAGCUGUGACGUCCCUUAUCUUAUUUUGGGUGUGCCAAUUCUUUUGCCUUGCGCUCAAAAAAUACUUGUCACAGUACUUAGGAUGGAUGAGUCGUCUGCAAAUAUCUUAUUAAUUUGGACGGCCUCAAGCAUUCGCCAGCAAAAACUCUGGUGCAGAUAAUACACUGUGGCUGGGUCAGGAACUCUUUGCUUCGAGAUAAUGGAAUAAAACUAUA
This is a messenger RNA of Danio rerio (zebrafish), 2068 nucleotides long. NCBI's taxonomy places the organism in Eukaryota, Metazoa, Chordata, Actinopteri, Cypriniformes, Danionidae. The record is from RefSeq and is a predicted model, not a curated record.